UGUCAGACCAGGGCUGUCACUGGGAGGAGGAGGCUGACUAGGGCCUUGUCCUCAGCCAUCUCCAGCUGUCUCUGAGGCCUGAUCCUGCUUCUCCUUGAUCCCUCCCUGGCCCUGGGAUGGCAGCUGGCCUGUGGGGCUGGCUACUUUGUGCCCUGCUCCUGAAUUCGGCCCAGGGUAAGCUAUACACACCCAUCCACAAGGCUGGCGUCUGCACCUUUUAUGAAGAAUGUGGGAAGAAUCCAGAGCUGUCCGGAGGCCUCACAUCACUGUCCAACGUAUCCUGCCUUUCUAACACACCAGCCCGCCAUGUCACAGGUGACCACCUGGCCCUCCUUCAGCGCAUCUGUCCCCGUCUCUACAAUGGCCCCAACAACACCUAUGCCUGCUGCUCUAUUAGACAGCUGAUGUCACUGGAGAGCAGCAUGUCCAUCACCAAAGCCCUCCUUACCCGCUGCCCGGCCUGCUCUGACAACUUUGUGAGCCUGCACUGCCACAAUACCUGCAGCCCUGACCAGAGCCUUUUCAUCAAUGUCACCCGAGUGGCUGUGCUGGGAGUUGAUCAACCCUCUGCUGUGGUGGCAUAUGAAGCCUUCUACCAGCGUAGCUUUGCGGAGCAGGCCUAUGAGUCCUGUAGCCGCGUGCGCAUCCCUGCAGCUGCCUCACUGGCCGUGGGCACCAUGUGUGGUGUAUAUGGUUCUGCCCUUUGCAAUGCCCAGCGCUGGCUCAACUUCCAGGGAGACACAGGGAAUGGCCUGGCUCCUCUGGAUAUCACUUUCCACCUCUUGGAGCCGGAUCAGGCACCGGCAAAUGGAAUGCAGCUUCUGAAUGGGGUGAUCACACCCUGCAAUAAGUCCCAGGGUGAAGGCUUGGCAGCCUGUUCCUGCCAGGACUGUGCAGCAUCCUGCCCUGUCAUUCCCCAACCCCCAGCCCUGCGCCCCUCCUUCUACAUGGGUCGAAUGCCAGGCUGGCUGGCUCUCAUCAUCAUCUUCAGUGCCGUCUUUGUGUUGCUCACCUUUAUCCUUAUUCGCCUUCGAGUGGCUUCUAGCAAGAAAAAUGGCAAGGCAGUGGGACCCCAGGCAGCCCCCAGCCGUGCUCAAAAGCGCAGCCUCACACUUCACACUGUCCUUGGCAAUUUCUUCCAGAGCUGGGGCACAAGGGUGGCCUCAUGGCCGAUCACUGUCCUGGUGGUGUCCUUCCUAUUCGUGAUAGCGUUGGCAACAGGCAUGAUUUUUAUAGAACUCACCACAGACCCUGUGGACCUGUGGUCGGCCCCUAAUAGUCAAGCCCGCAAGGAGAAGGCUUUCCACGAUGAGCAUUUUGGCCCCUUCUUUAGAACCAAUCAGGUUUUCCUGACAGCUCUUAACCAGUCCGGCUACAUAUACAACUCCCUGCUGCUGGGGCCCAAGAACUUCAGCGGGAUCCUAUCCCUGGACCUGCUGCUGGAGCUGCUGGAACUACAGGAGAGUCUUCGACAUAUGCAGGUGUGGUCACCUGAGGCAGAACGCAACAUCUCCCUUCAGGAUAUCUGCUAUGCUCCCCUCAAACCACACAACACCAGCCUCUCUGACUGCUGUGUCAACAGCUUCCUUCAGUACUUCCAGAACAACCGCACGCUCCUGCUGCUUACGGCCAACCAGACGCUGAAUGGCCAGACUUCCCAGGUGGACUGGAGGGACCACUUUCUCUACUGUGCUAAUGCACCCCUCACCUUCAAAGAUGGCACAUCCCUGGGUCUGAGCUGCAUAGCUGACUACGGGGCCCCUGUCUUCCCUUUCCUUGCUGUUGGAGGGUAUGAAGGGGAGGACUACUCUGAGGCAGAGGCACUGGUCAUGACCUUCUCUCUCAAUAACUACCCUGCUGAUGAUCCCCGGAUGGCCCAAGCCAAGCUCUGGGAAGAGGCCUUCUUGAAGGAGAUGCAAGCUUUCCAAAAGAGAACAGCUGACAAGUUCCAGGUUGCAUUCAUGGCUGAGCGCUCUGUGGAGGAUGAGAUCAACAGCACCACUAUCAAGGACCUACCCAUCUUUGCCAUCAGCUACAUUAUUGUCUUCUUGUACAUCUCCCUGGCUCUGGGCAGCUACUCCAGAUGGAACCAAAUACUGGUGGAAUCCAAGAUCACCCUGGGCCUAGGUGGUAUAGCUGUGGUGCUGGGAGCAGUCGUGGCUGCCAUGGGCUUCUAUUCCUACCUGGGCAUCCCCUCCUCCCUGGUCAUCAUCCAAGUAGUACCUUUCCUGGUACUGGCCGUGGGGGCUGACAACAUCUUCAUCUUUGUUCUCGAAUACCAGAGAAUGCCUCGAAACCCUGGGGAGCAGCGAGAGGCCCACAUUGGCCGUGUCCUGGGCAGUGUAGCCCCCAGCAUGCUGCUGUGCAGCCUCUCUGAGACCAUCUGCUUCUUUCUAGGGGCCCUGACCCGCAUGCCAGCUGUGCGGACCUUCGCCUUGACCUCUGGCCUAGCGAUUACCCUCGACUUCCUUCUACAGAUGACUGCUUUUGUGGCCCUGUUCUCCCUGGAUAGCAAGAGACAGGAGGCUUCCCGUCCCGAUAUCUUAUGCUGUCUUACAUCCGGGAAACAGCCCCCAUUUGACCAAAAAGAGGGGCUCCUCCUCCGUUUCUUCCGUAAAAUAUAUGCUCCCUUCCUGCUGCACCGGUGGAUUCGCCCUGUUGUGCUGCUGCUGUUUGUAGCCCUGUUUGGAGCGAAUCUCUACUUCAUGUGCAACAUCAGUGUGGGACUGGACCAGGAGCUAGCUCUGCCUAAGGACUCAUACUUGAUCAACUACUUCCUCUUUUUGAACCAAUACUUUGAGGUGGGGCCUCCAGUGUACUUUGACACCACUCCAGGCUUCAACUUCUCCACUGUGGCAGGCAUGAAUGCCAUCUGCUCCAGUUCAGGCUGUGACAGCUUCUCCCUAACUCAGAAGAUCCAGUAUGCCACUGAGUUUCCUGACACGUCUUAUCUGGCUAUUGCUGCCUCCUCCUGGGUAGACGACUUCAUCGACUGGCUGACCCCAUCCACCUGUUGUCGCCUUUAUGCCUUUGGCCCCAAUAAGGAUGAAUUCUGUCCCUCAACAGAUACUUCCUCGUACUGUUUCAAGAACUGCAUGGCCUUCACUACGGGUGCUGUGCGGCCCACAGUAGAGGAAUUUCACAAGUACCUUCCUUGGUUCCUGAAUGAUCCACCCAACAUCAAAUGUCCCAAAGGUGGUCUAGCAGCGUACAGAACCGCUGUGAAUUUGAGCUCAGAUGGCCAGGUCAUAGCCUCCCAGUUCAUGGCUUACCACAAGCCUCUAAGGAACUCACAGGAUUUCACAGAGGCUCUACGAGCAGCCCGGUUGCUAGCAGCCAACAUCACAGAUGAGAUGCGGAAGGUGCCUGGGACAGACCCAAAUUUUGAGGUCUUCCCUUACACGAUCUCCAAUGUGUUCUAUGAGCAGUACCUGACUGUCCUCCCUGAGGGCAUCUUCACGCUUGCCCUCUGCUUCGUGCCCACUUUUGUCGUCUGCUACCUCCUGCUGGGCCUGGACAUACGCUCGGGCCUCCUCAACUUGCUUUCCAUCAUCAUGAUCCUUGUGGACACCAUCGGCCUCAUGGCCGUGUGGAACAUCAGCUACAAUGCUGUGUCCCUCAUCAACCUUGUCACGGCAGUGGGCAUGUCUGUGGAGUUUGUGUCCCAUAUUACCCGUUCCUUUGCUGUUAACACCAAGCCUACGAGGCUGGAGAGGGCCAAGGAGGCUACUAUCUCCAUGGGCAGUGCGGUAUUUGCUGGAGUGGCUAUGACCAACCUUCCAGGCAUCCUCAUCCUGGGCUUUGCCCAGGCCCAGCUCAUCCAGAUCUUCUUCUUCCGCCUCAACCUCCUGAUCACCUUGCUGGGCCUGGUGCAUGGCCUUGUCUUCCUGCCAGUUGUCCUCAGCUACCUGGGGCCUGAUGUUAACCCAGCUUUGGUACAGGAAGAGAAACAAUCCAUGGAGGCAGCAAUGGCCCCUGAGCCCUCCUGUCCGAAGUACCCCUUCCCUCCCGAUGUAACCCCCAACAUGACCCCCAAUGUCUAUGUUAACCACAGCUUUGAAGAGUUUGCUCCUGGAGCUAGUGCUGUUAUCAGUUCUUUGCCCAAAAGUGGGCAAAAGUACUGAAGGAGUCAGAGCUUGUCUAGGCGCCAUGGCUCUUGCUGAGGGGCCAUGAGGGUCUUCCCUAUGGUUGUUCCUUAAUCCACCUUUUUCUCAAGGCUUGGGAGAGGUUGUUCUAGAAAAAUGAUUGUCACCAUGGCCAUAAGGUGUCCAGCACCAUUGGCAGUGGCUCCUUUGCCCCUGUACCAGGUCACUGGUGUCCAGGUUUCUGAGGCCUUGGUCAGUGUCAGUGUGAGAUUACCUUCUGGUUCAUGGUCCUAGACCUGCCGAGGACAUGUCUGUCCUAGGCACAGACUGAGUAUAAGCUUCUCACCCAGCUUUCUUCUUUUAUUUCUCUUAUCAAGAAUAUCUCCAGAGUUGGUGAGAUAGCUCAGUGGGUAGACAAUUAUCACCA
Nannospalax galili (Upper Galilee mountains blind mole rat) is the source of this 4512-nucleotide messenger RNA. It is a transcript of the gene Npc1l1, whose product is annotated as NPC1 like intracellular cholesterol transporter 1. The transcript has 19 exons. The record is from RefSeq and is a predicted model, not a curated record. Gene Ontology annotation, cellular component: membrane. Gene Ontology annotation, molecular function: lipid carrier activity. The coding region runs from base 117 to 4124 and encodes 1335 amino acids. Lineage: Eukaryota; Metazoa; Chordata; Mammalia; Rodentia; Spalacidae.